Messenger RNA from Aegilops tauschii subsp. strangulata, 729 nucleotides. The record is from RefSeq and is a predicted model, not a curated record. NCBI's taxonomy places the organism in Eukaryota, Viridiplantae, Streptophyta, Magnoliopsida, Poales, Poaceae.
AUGGGGGAUACUACCCCCAUGGAAACUGACGACGGGAGCCUGGAUCAGUCCGGGCCCCAGCCGAAUACCACUCCGGAGACCCACAUGGCUCCGGAGUCGAGCGAGCAACCCUCUUCAAGGGAAGGGGGAGUGCCGACUCCACCGGCGACCUCUAUCAAUCCGGAGGUGCCGGAUAUGUUGAGGGAAGCACUUCAACGUGCUUCCGUCAUGGAAGAGCACCGUACCCUGAUGGGUACGGUGGUUGAGAAGGUUCAGUCUGCCAAAAGCGAUCUGAACGAAGCUUUCACUAGCCUGUUAACAGGUUUUGAGGCUUCAUUGUUGGCGGCUUCAGCUAAGGAUGCUGAAGUGUACGAACUGCAGCAGAAACUAAAGCUGGCUGACGAUGAGAUCGAUCGUAUUAACAAGCGGUUCAAUGAGGCCCAAGGCAAUGCGACCGAGGUCGAGGCCCUCAAGAGUGUCCUUGCUGAAGCCAAGGAGGAGGCGAGGGCAAGCAAAGCAGCCACAGAGAAAGCGGCUGCGGAUGUAGAGGCCGAAAAGGCCGCCCGCCUUCAGUAUGAGGCGAGGGUGGCCGAAGUCGAGCAAGCGCUCCAGGACGCCGCCAACAAGUGUGAGUCCUUGGAGGAGAGUAACAAGGCCCAAGCGGCCGAACUCACCAAGGCUCUUCAAGCUACAAAGGAGGCGCAGUCCGAGUCCCGGGCGGCUCGCGAGGAGAUCAAGCAAGCCAAAUAG